CACUUUGCUUUUCUUUUGACUGAUUUUGACGUUUUACUUUACAAGUGUUAACUAGUUUAUAAGCACGUGUGAAAAAGUGUAUUAUAAUAAAUUGUAUUAAAGAAUUUUCCAGGUGCUAAGUUAAACAUAUAAAGUUGGUGCUCCACUCAUUUUGAAAGCUCGGAUUUUUGUGCAAAUCGUGUUCAAUCUUUCUUAUCCUGGUAAAAUCAACCAUAUCGUCAAGAUGUCUGUAAAAAGUAGUCGUCACAGCUCUAGCAAGUCAUGCACACCUUCCUCGAUAUUGAAAAGGCCUACAACCAUGAGAAGCCGUAUCAGUGCACUACAAAACACUCCCUCUAAGGUCCAUUUUGUCUUACCUCACUCAUCAAAGGUAAGAUCUAUUCUUGAAGAAUUCUCUUCAAAAGGGUCUUCCAGGGAGUAUGAACAGCUGAUUAUAAUGAUCAGAGAUGCUACAUUAACCAACGAUGAUAUAUCGGCUCUGUUGAAAGAAGCUACAGAAUGUAUAACCCUUCUAAAUCAAAAUCUAAGAUUAUUCGUGGAAGCUCUAGUUUCCGUAGAAUGGAUUGACAAAAAUGAGAAUGUGGUGUCAGAAUAUAGGUCUUUCAUAGUGGAUCUACUGGCUGCUCAUAACUAUCACUGUAAGAUGGUUAUAGAUAAGUUGGUUAGAUUGUUUUUACCAAGUCCCACGGAUCCUGAUUGGCCUGAUGGAAUACCUACAGCAGAAGACUGUGGAAAAUAUAUGAAUCUACACACUCUAUUUAAUGUAUUAUUAGCUAUAGUUCCAAUGUGUAAAGAAUUAUUUUAUAUCUCUAUAUGUAAUCAAUUCCCAUAUUAUAAUAGACCUACACAUACACAAGAAUUGUAUAUUCAUAAUUUAUUGUGGAUACUAGAAUAUCAACCAACACUAAGGCCUGAAAUACUAAGGCUUAUCUUUUCAAAAUUGGUCAUAAUGGAUGUAAAUGCACCAAAAGAAGAAAUUGAAAAAUAUCUGAAUUCUGAACAAGAUGAAGACAUAUUUUCCAUGGACGACGAUUCCAAGUCUAUUAGAACAACAACCACAGGCUUCACAAAAGUCGAUAGAAGUGCAUUAGGACACACUCUAGAUGUAUGUUUAGAUAAAAUAUUUCAUUACAUAGUAACGGAAUGCCACAACUCGGAAGGCUUAAAUUGGGAGAAAACGAAAAAGUUAUAUUUGGACAUCUUGCCCAUUUUUGAUGAAGUCAUUUUGAAGACUUACGGCCUUCAUCAUGUACAGUUUGUGAUGUUUUUGAUGAGCAGUUUCAAAACGACAAUAGCUGAAGGGUUUUUGAAUUAUUUGUGGAAGAAAGUAUGCAAUCCAAACGUUGCUCCAAUUUUGAGGCAAGCCGCAGUUAAUUAUAUUGCUAGUUUGAUAGCAAGAGGAAGUUUUGUUCCAUUAUCAAUGAUAAAAGGAACUAUGCAGCAAUUAGCAGAAUGGAUUCACAGUUAUAUAUCAGCACAAGACGGAUUGGAAUAUGUCAAUUCAGAUCUUAGGGUUCAUUCAGUAUUUUACAGUGUCUGUCAAGCACUCUUUUACAUCGUGGCCUUUAGAUACAAAGAUCUUGUACAUAGUAAGAAAAAUAUAACCUUUUUGGAAAGCCUAAACAUGUCAAAAAUGGUAACGUCCCGCUUAAAUCCAUUGAGGGUAUGUCAACCAGCGGUAGUGCAAAAUUUUGCAGCAGUCACUAGAAAAUAUCAAAUAGCCUAUUGUUACACUGUAAUGGAACACAAUUCCAGAAACGUCCUACCGACAAUAUAUCAGGAUGAAAAGGGAACCAUUGUUGUUUCAAAUAAUGUACUAGAUGCUUAUUAUCCUUUUGAUCCAUAUUUACUUGUAAGAUCUGGCGAAAAAAUUAGGUCAAUAUAUAAAGAGUAUGAAGAAACUAGUGAAGAAAUAGAAGAAAUCGAUAUGAAAGAGACUGAAGCCGAUGAUUUUUUAUUCAAUGAAAGUGGGGGAUCAGGAAAAAACAAGUCACAUCAGUUUUCGUAUGGGAGCUCGCCCGGUUUUAAAUUUAAAUAGAAAAGUUCUUGCUCUUUCGAAUAAAGAUCAUGAUUAGAAUCUGUUACAGAAGUUUUAUCUGUAAGGUUUCCUGACUGUGGUAUUCUCUAUGGCGCACAGUGGUUCCAAAUGCUGAAAACGUGGUCAUGAGGUAAAAUAAAAGUCCCUAUUUAGGGAUUUUCAUGUUUACAGUUGUUUUCUCAUACUAUCUUAGAGUCGUAAUGCGCAUGUAUAAAGAUCAGACCGGAUAUAUUCUUAUUCAUAACUCCAGGGCAAUUGAGCCAUGUACGACCUUAUUUUGACUGACAGUGAAAGUCAAAAAUAAUGCGUAUAUUAAAAAUGCUUUAAAACGUUUUGUAAUUUAUCAAUUUUAUUGCUGUAAAGCAGAUUCUUCUUUUCAAAAUAUGUAUUAAUGUAAGAUAAAAGUUGACUAAAGAUUUGAUAAGAAUAAAUACACAAAAUUUGUUAACGAAUAAACAGUAAAAAUAUACUUGAAAUACCUAUUCAAAAUUUCGUAAAAAUACACUUAACAAGUACAUAAUUCUGCGAUUAAUGUUUAUUAACCUCAAAAAGUACAGUCAGAAGAUACAGAAUCACAUUGGUUUAACUGCCUUUGCAUUGCUGGCAGUUUUUUUAAUACCAAAGUGCGAAAUGACGCAUAUUAUAUAAUUCUGGCGAUUGUUGCGUAUGUAUGGGCAGUUGUACACUGACCGGCACAAAAAACGGCCACCCCACAAAAUAAUUCAUUUUUGAUGUCUCGAAUUUCCUGAACCUGUUGUCCGAUCUAAGUGAUUUUUUUUAAUAUGUUAUAGCCUUAUUCUUUAGCAAUAUCGCUGUAAUAAUAUUCUUGCCAAACAGGUAAAUUAUCAUUGUAUACCAGGUGUACCAAUCAAACUGUGUUUUUUUCUCAAAGUUCGCAUAACCUUGUGGAAUAUUCUAGCAUUUAUAAAAUACUGAAAUUAAAACCCAACUAUAGCCUCAGGUUUUCUUAACAUUCUGUUUUUUUAUUCAUUCGCUUAUGUUGGAUAAUAAAAAAGUUAGGUAUUUUAACAACUAGCCAUGUUCUUCAUCAAUACAGGUUGUUUUUAAAUAAGUGCGACAAACUUUAAGGGGUAAUUCUGCAUAAAAAAUAAUGACCGUUUGCUUUAUAAACAUAUGUCCGCAAAUGCUUUGUUUCCGAGAUACGGGAUGUUGGAUUUUUUCUUACAAACUGACGAUUUAUUUAUUGCUCUAAAAACCGGUUGAGAUAUACAAAUGAAAUUUGGUAGGCUUUAAGAGGUUGUUAUUGCGCAUUUUUUGACAUACAAUUAAGAAUUUUAUAUUUACCAUUGGCGUGCAUGCGGGUAAUAUUAUCCGUCAUAUUACCCGUAUGCGCGCCAAUGGGGAAUAUAAAAUUCUUAAUUGCAUGUCAAAAAAUGUGCAAUAACUGUCUCUUAAAAUCUACUAAAUUUAAUUUGCAUAUCUCAACCGGUUUUAGAUCAAUAGAUCGAUAGUCAAAUACAACAAUGAAUCGUCAGUUUGUAAAAAACAAAUCAACAUCCUGUAUCUCGGAAACGCAGCAUUUGCGGACAUAUGUUUAUAAAGCAAACGGUCAUUAUUUUUUCAUGCAGAAUUAUUCCUUAAAGAUUGUCGCACUUAUUUAGAAACACCCUGUAUUGAUGAAGAACAUGGCUAGUUAUUAAAGUACCUAACUUCUUUAUUAUCCAACGUAAACGAAUAAAUUAAAAAACAGAAUGUUAAGAAAAUCUGAGGCUAUAGUUGGGUUUUAAUUUCAAUAUUUUAUAAAUGUUAGAUUAUUCCACAGGGUGUAGUGAACUUUGAGAAAAAACACAGUUUGAUUGGUACACCCGGUACACAAUGAUAAUUUACCUGCCUAGCAACAAUAUUAUUACAGCGAUAUUGCUAAAAAAUAAGGCUGUAAAAUAUUUAAAAAAUCACUUAAAACGGACAAGAGGUUUAGGAAAUUCGAGACAUCAUAAAUGACCCAUUUUGUGGGGUGGCCGUUUUUAUGUCGGUCAGUGUACAUAAACAAUAGGUUCUGAAUAUUGUACUUCAAAAAGAAAAUGUAAUUGUAAUCAGCAAUUUCAAAAGUCCCUUAUCUUAUAAUAUAAAUUUUCGAAAAUAAAAUUUUCGAAUUUCUUUCGGCUAUAUUGGAUUCGCCAUGUUAUUUUUCAAAAAAUAAAUGUUAGAUUUGUAAUCACCGACCUUAAACUACCAAAUUUGACAAAUAAUUUUGCGUUCUGAUUGAUAUUUUCAAUUCCUUUUUCAAAAAAAAAUUAUGUCAGAUUCAUAAUCAGCAAUGCAAAAAACCCUCAAGUACAGUUGAGUUCAAGGUUCUUUACCAGUGCGUGACCAUUUAAAGCAUACGAAAUAAGUCGGAAAUUUACUAAGCGCAACAGCAAGUAACAGCAUAGGCGUAACCAGGGGGGUUUUGGGCAGAAAGUGACUACUGCUCUGAUCACGGGUUAUAGUAUAAAAUUUGAUUUUAUCAAAUAAAUAGAAUGUCAAAUGUAGGUUUUGCUUUAAAAUUUUGGUGCAUAAUUACAGCUACAUUUGAAUUAGCUUAAUAAAUUCUUUUAAUAUCAUUGAUUAAUAAAUAAAUAAACAAUUUAUAAAAAAAUUCAAUAACAUAUUUUGUCAUUUUAUCCACUUUGGCGGAAACUUAAACACUUCCUUAACUGUGUGAAUGAGGUUAGCUUUGUAUGUUGUAAAAUAAAUGUAACAAAUGUAAAUAUACUUAAGUACCAUAAAAUUUCAAACUCCAAUAUAAAAUUAGUUGUGAAAAAAACUGUUUGUGUACUAUAAGGUUUGUUCCAACUCGAUACAAAACCGUGCUUGAACGGUUACGAGUAUGCGCAGUAACGGAAAAUGUGUUACUGCGCAUAACUAUUCGUUAUUGCGCAUGCGCGUAACGAUUCAAGAACGGUUUUGUAUCGAGUUGGAACAAACCUAUAAAAAACUUCAAAAUGCAAAAAUUCGACAAAAUUCAACAGACUGACGGCCACAAAAGUAAACAAACCAGAACCGUCACAAAUUGUACUCAAAAUAUGAAAACAUCCCCAAACGUCUUUUUUUGUACCUAUCUCUUUCCAUUAUUGACUGAGUCUAGAGCGUUCAUAAAAAUAACAUGUGUUUUUACUUAAUAAUAGGCGGUAGCUGGUUUGUCAUUAGUUUCAUACGUGGAAGAGAAUGAUGCUAGAUAAAAAGUAUGUGUUUUAUCUCGCCAGGUAUUAAUGACGCACGGGUAAAGAAUUGUGGACUCAAGUGUACGAAAGUAGUUCCGAAGUUUAUGAACAAUAUAGGUGCGCUUUUAAAGGUUCAUGACCACUUUUUCGGCAUUUGGAACCAUAGUGUGGCGUAUAAAAAGUGGAGUAGAAGUUGUCAAGAUCUAGAAUACUACAAAAUGUUUAUUUAUUUUAUUAUUAAUUUUUUGAUUGUAUACAGGGUGUCCCCGAAAAUAGUGCGUUCCUUUAAGGUAUGGAUAUAAUACACAAUUUAGAACAAAAAAGUCCUAUAACAUUUUUUUCUAAAGUUAACUGUUUCUAAGAAAAAAUUACAUUGUUCUCCAUAUAAGUGAAUUUUUAUUUUCAUAAAUUUGAAUGGCAUGGCAACGUAGCCUAGAAGAACUUGCUGUGACUGUGGAAAUUUAACCUAAUAACCCCUUGUUUAUUUACUUUGAGGUGUGAGUUUUGGGGUUGUUGACAUCGUAGGUACCUACCUGCAAAAUAAUGGAUAUGGGUUUGGUUGAUAUUUACAUUAUUUUACCUACCAGAUGCAACUGACCUACAAACCUACUUUUUUAAUCUUUAGAUUUUUGAGUUGCGCGUUGUUACCAGACUUCAAUUCGCAUAUCAAAACGUAUUUUCGUUUUUUUGGUCAAACGGAUCAAUUUAGAAAAAAAUGUUAUAAGACUUUUUUGCUCUACAUUGUGCCUUCUACCUAUACCUUUAAGGAACGCACUAUUUUCGGGCACACCCUGUAUAUUCCGUUUGAAAAUAUAUAAAUUAAACAUGUUCAGUUGCAGUUGUGUUAAGUUUUCGACUCUUUAAACUUUUCUUUUGUCUUGAUUUAAUUUUUUAUUUAAUAAUAUGGUUCUUUAUGUCGUAAAUUUUAUACUCUAUAUAAAAGCGACUGUGAUUUUAUUUGUUUUAAUAAAGCGUUUAAUAAA
Molecule: messenger RNA, 6185 nt
Organism: Diabrotica virgifera virgifera (western corn rootworm)
Lineage: Eukaryota; Metazoa; Arthropoda; Insecta; Coleoptera; Chrysomelidae
Gene: Tif-IA
Product: RNA polymerase I-specific transcription initiation factor RRN3
Exons: 7
Coding region: 224-2038 (604 amino acids)
Biological process (GO): transcription initiation at RNA polymerase I promoter
Cellular component (GO): nucleus
Molecular function (GO): RNA polymerase I core binding; RNA polymerase I general transcription initiation factor activity
Source: RefSeq, a predicted model, not a curated record